Mercenaria mercenaria is the source of this 1400-nucleotide messenger RNA. RefSeq lists its product as uncharacterized. The transcript is spliced from 5 exons. Bases 104 to 961 code for a protein of 285 amino acids. The record is from RefSeq and is a predicted model, not a curated record. Lineage: Eukaryota; Metazoa; Mollusca; Bivalvia; Venerida; Veneridae.
CAACCCGGUAGUAGGCUAAAUAUCGUUGUAAAAAUAGAGUCAAUAACUAUUUAUUAAUUUACAUGUUAGCCGCAUUAAUUUUUAAGAUAAUAGAGGAACCUAAAUGCUGCCAUUAGAGAUAAAUGUUCUGUACGAGUACCAUAGAACGGCCUCUGCAGACAAUGUCUCAAGAGCAGAUACGGAAAAUCGUAAUGAUUACUGCAUUGAAUGUGACAACUGCGGUCAACUGGACUCUUGUGUAAACUGUAGUUACUGUGGUAAACCUUUCUGCAUCUCCUCGUGCCGCAUACCUCAUGAAACCACUUGCAGUAGAAGAUCCAGGCUUGAGGCAGAAAUUACAUUGAACCGGAUUGUAUCUAGGGACUCAUUAGAAAUUUCCAACGCAAAUAAUGUUCACUCGUUACAAGUUCCUGAGUGUAAUGAAAAGGACUGUCUUGAUUAUCUGUUGGUGACUAAUGGCAACUACUGUAAUCCAGUUUUGAGGUAUAGUCUAUGCAUCUUAGCAAUAUCCAUGGUGAUUCUGGGUUUUGCUACAGGAAUAUGGAGUGUGACUGAGGGAAGCAUAAAUGUUCAGAUUAGUGCAUGUUUGUCGAUGGUGAAGAGUCUAAUUCAACUUGGACUAAUAUUCUGGUUGACAUGUGUACAUACCGGAAAUGCUAUCAACGCCCGGAAAACUGUUUAUGGAUCACUGCCUAUGCUGUUAAUUGUAAUGUUUACAGUUAUUGAGAUGAUAUUUGUCAAUACCCCGGACGAAGACCUACUAACAUCCGGUCUGUUUCUUCGAAUUUUCGUAAUCAUAGACUGUGUAUAUGGUGCCGCUAUUGUGGUUAUUGUACUGAUGCUGGUGGCCAGAUGGUCCAGGAAAAAGAGAGGAGUGUAUGACUUCAAUGCUGAAAUAACCGGAUACAGAAGAAUGGCAGUCUUUUCAACAGGAAUAAAUAGCACAAGUUUAGAAAUGUGAAAACAUUCAGCUGAAUCGUUAUAUGGUUAAUUUGUUUUAGUCUAAUAAUACUGUAUAUAUGUGACUAGUUUCAGAUUUUAUAACAGUAUCUUACUCGAAAAUUCUCAUAUCCAUUUGAAAUCGUGUAAGCUAUUAGUUUUUUUUUUUUUUUUUUUUUUUUUUUUUUUUUUUUUCGUGACUUGAAUAUCCAACUUCUUGAGUCUAACUGCAGAACAACCUUCAGAUUAUUGCACAUAAUGGUCAGUCGAAAUCACGAUCAAAAGACAAAGGUUAUAACAGAUGAUCCUGUAAACUUCAUACUGGAUAAUUCUUAAUUUCAUUAUAUUACAGACUUGUUUUAGAACUACGGAAGGAAAUUAAAGUAAAGUUUUUAUUUAAAUUCUAUAUCAUUAUUGUUCAUUAUUAUUAUUAUUAUUAUAAUUACUAUACCAUAUUUGUA